Molecule: messenger RNA, 2718 nt
Organism: Acipenser ruthenus (sterlet)
Lineage: Eukaryota; Metazoa; Chordata; Actinopteri; Acipenseriformes; Acipenseridae
Product: zinc-binding protein A33-like
Exons: 7
Coding region: 656-2059 (467 amino acids)
Molecular function (GO): protein binding; zinc ion binding
Source: RefSeq, a predicted model, not a curated record
UGUGUGUGUUUGUUUGGAAGUGAAAAAACAAGAUCGGCUGUUAUACUAAUUUUCACUCAGUUCAUUUUAGAAAUGUUGAUCUGAAUCAACACAUGUUAUUAUUAUGUGAUAACAUUCUUUUAAAAAAAUGAAAUGAAAUCGCCCUCAACCAGUUGUCACGUCAAUUUCAGUUCCUGGUGCUGUUUGUCAAUUUCAGUCCAGCUCGAGCUGCUGUUUUGCUAGAGUGCGCACGCAGACGCAGUAAAAGCAAAAGCUGCGUCAGGAACAUUAAACGAUGACGUAUCGGGAAGAAAUAAAAUAGGCUUCUAUUCAAACUCGGCAAAGUCACAUGAUAGCGCCCCACGUGUAAACGACGGGUGUGGCAGCUGGGAGGUUCAUAAUGUACCUGUACUGCAUUUCCAUUUUUCCCACGUCAUUUCUUAGAAAACGAAGCUCCUAAUUUCCUGGAGCCUGAGUAGAUUUCCACGCCCACAUUUCAGGGUCUUGUUCCUCUGCCGCCCCCCUCGCUUGUGUACCAGUGUAAAGCUGACAGUUUCGUUUCACAUUUUGCUCGGCUCUGCACACCCGGAUUGCACGGACAUCCUCCGAGUUCCAGACCCUGCUUUCAAAGUACAGGUCCUUACACAGAGCAAGGCAGGAGCGGCUUUGUGCAGAAAUGGCAGCAAACACUUCUCCUCUGGAGUCAGAUCUUUCCUGUGCUGUGUGCUGUGAGAUUUUCAAGGAUCCUGUAACUCUUCAUUGUAACCACAGCUUCUGUAAAGCAUGUCUGGAUCAGUGCUGGAAAGAGAAGAGAGCUCGGGAGUGUCCCGUGUGCAGGAGGAGGAGUUCAAUGGAGGAGCCUCCACUCAAUUUUGCUCUCAGGAAUAUUGUGGAGUCCUUCUUAAAUGAACGCAGUCAGAAACCUCCAGCACCUACUGGAAUACUCUGCAGUCUGCAUGAUGAAAAACUGAAGCUGUUCUGUGUGGAUGAUAAAGAGGCUGUCUGUCUUGUGUGUCAAACUUCAAAGAAACAUGAGAAUCACAAGUUCCGUCCUGCUCAGGAGGCUGCACAGGAUUAUAAGGAAGAACUCAAGACUGCGCUGAAGCCCUUGCAGGACAAGCUGAAAACCUUUAAUAAAGUUAAAAAUGAAUGUGAUAAAACAGCAGAGCACAUCAAGAAACAAGCCCAGCACACAGAGAGGCAGAUAAAGGAGGAGUUUGAGAAACUUCACCAGUUUCUACGAGAUGAAGAAAAGGCCAGGAUAGCUGCACUGAGGAGGGAAGAGGAACAAAAGGGAAGAAUCAUGAAAGAGAAGAUUGAAAAACUUACAAGAGAAAUCUCAUCCCUUUCAGACACAAUCAGAGUGAUAGAAGAGGAGAUGGAAGCUGAAGACAUCUUCUUCCUGCAGAAGUACAAAGACACACAGAGAAGAGCCGAGUGCACACUGCAGGAUCCACAGUGUGUUUCAGGAGCGCUGAUAGAUGUAGCCGAGCACCUGGGCUCUCUGAAGUACAAAGUGUGGGAGAAGAUGCUGGGGAUUGUUCAAUACACUCCAGUGACUCUGGAUCCCAACACGGCACACCCUGAACUGAUACUGUCUAAGGAUCUAACAAGUGUGAGACGCAGCGAUGAGUGGCAGGAGCUUCCUGACAACCCGGAGCGGUUUGAUAUCUAUGCCUGUGUGCUGGGCUCUGAGGGGUUCACUUCAGGGAAACACUGCUGGGACGUGGAACUUGGGAGCAAUACUGACUGGGCUCUGGGUGUGACUAAAGUGUCCAGCAAGAGGAAAGGGAAAUUCUCUACAAACCCAGGAGAAGGAUACUGGAUUAUAUCCGUGGAGGAUGGGGAUCAGUACUGUGCAUGGACCUCACCACUGACGCGACUCAUUGUGGAGAAGAAACCCCAGAAGAUCAGAGUUCAGCUGGACUGUGACGGGGGGGAGGUGGCAUUCUUUGACUCCAGUGAUAUGAGAAAACCUCUCUACACUUUUAAACACAGAUUUACUGAGAAGAUGUUUCCAUGGUUCUGUUCUGCUCCUCUCAGAGUGUGCCCUGUGAAGACAGUUACAAAAUUGGACUAGCCCAAUAUGUUCAACAUAAACAAUAGGGAUGAAUAAUAAUAAUAAUAAUUAUAAUCUAUUAAUAUUGAAAAGGAACGGAAACAUUUUAAAUUGAAAAUGAUGAUCAAAGUGACAAAUGUAACGAUGUUUAGAAAACUAUUAAAUACAGUCUAACAGAACAUUUUCACCCUCCUCCACCCCUCUCCCUCGUCACGUGACGCGGGUGUUUGGUCUGUGCUCCUCGAAUCCAUGUAGAAAUACAAUUACAAAAACUAGAACAUGAACUGGUUACAGAACAACACUGAAUAAAGAAUCUGCAUUCUGGAAUAAUAUUCAAUUAAACACAAUGCUCUAUUGAUGUGUUAUACCAUCUACAGCUUUGCAAGCUCUGUAAAUAAUAACUCCCUCAAUGCUGAAUGAAUGAAUGAAUAAUGAUUGCUGGGCUGGUCCGCGGCGUUGUUGAAUCGAUCAGGAUAUUGUAUCAUUUAAUUGGUAAAUGUAUAGCUGUAAUAACUUGGAAGCUGCACAUUGUGAUCGUGUGGAUGUGUGUCUUUUGUGGCCGCUGUGAAACGGUCCCGCAAAUCACUGCUCCCGGAACACAAAGGAUCGGUUCACUGCCCUCCCUUUGAUUUAAUGAAUGAUUUUUUUUUAAUAAUAAAAAGUAUAUAUUUUAAUUUGGA